Messenger RNA from Microthlaspi erraticum, 1059 nucleotides. Lineage: Eukaryota; Viridiplantae; Streptophyta; Magnoliopsida; Brassicales; Brassicaceae. The record is from the annotation of a GenBank genome assembly.
AUGGCGAGAAGCGAUCUUUCGAGUUUUGCCUCUACUCUCCUUCUGUUUCUGCAUCUACUGACGGUAGCCGAAGCGGAAAUGGUUAAGUCUGACAAGUUUCCGAUAGUGGUGAGUACUUGGCCUUUCCUUGAGGCCGUUAGAGCCGCUUGGAGAGCAGUUGAUAAUGGAAGCUCUGCAGUAGAAGCUGUUGUGGAAGGUUGUUCUGCUUGUGAGGAACUCCGCUGUGACGGCACAGUUGGGCCUGGAGGAAGUCCGAAUGAGAACGGUGAGACCAUGAUUGAUGCUUUAGUCAUGGAUGGGGUGACUAUGGAGGUUGGAGCUGUUGCUGCAAUGCGGUAUGUCAAAGACGGUAUAAGAGCUGCAAGAAUGGUGAUGAAAUACUCUCAACACACAUUGCUAGCAGGGGAAGGAGCAUCAGCGUUUGCAAUCUCCAUGGGUCUUCCUGGACCAACGAACCUAAGCUCCCCUGAGUCUGUAAAGAAGUGGUCGGACUGGAAGGAGAAUCGAUGUCAACCUAAUUUCAGGAAGAACGUAGUCCCUGCAAAUGACUGUGGACCUUACAAGCCAGAGGAUGGUGCUAUGGAUGUUUCUUGCGAGAUGGGGAAGAUUGAGUAUAGACCUCCUCUUGUUGGUCCUCACAAUCAUGAUACCAUAUCAAUGGCUGUCAUUGACAAAAUGGGGCAUAUAGCUGUUGGGACGUCAACCAAUGGAGCCACAUUCAAGAUUCCUGGGAGAGUGGGGGAUGGGCCUAUCGUCGGCUCAUCAGCCUAUGCCGAUGAUGAAGUAGGUGGAUGUGGUGCAACUGGAGAUGGUGACAUCAUGAUGCGCUUCCUCCCUUGUUACCAAGUUGUGGAGAGCAUGAGACAAGGAAUGAAAACAGAAGAAGCUGCCAAAGACGCCAUCUCGAGAAUAGCCAGGAAGUUUCCGGAUUUCGUGGGGGCGGUUGUGGCUGUUGACAAGAACGGGUCUCAUGCAGGAGCUUGUUACGGUUGGACGUUUCAGUACUCAGUCCAGGACCCUGACAUGGACGAUGUUCAAGUCUUCACGGUGCUUCCAUGA